Messenger RNA from Drosophila innubila, 769 nucleotides. RefSeq names its product kxDL motif-containing protein CG10681. The transcript is spliced from 2 exons. The coding region runs from base 50 to 682 and encodes 210 amino acids. Gene Ontology annotation, cellular component: BORC complex. The record is from RefSeq and is a predicted model, not a curated record. Lineage: Eukaryota; Metazoa; Arthropoda; Insecta; Diptera; Drosophilidae. Gene Ontology annotation, biological process: lysosome localization.
AAAAGUGGGCAGCACUGGUUAUAGCAAUAACAAAUAAGCAGGACGCACCAUGGAGGAUAACGCAGAUACGACACCAGAUGCGGAAUCGUUUAAUGGCUAUGGCUUUAACAACUGUACAGCUGCAGAAGCAUUUAUUCAAGGCCUGGCUGGAAUGGUAAACCAAGGCGAUGUUGAGACAAUGAUACGGGCACAAAAACAAAUGCUACAACGUUUUGAGAAAACGAAUGAGAUGCUGCUCAAUUGCAACGCAUUGUCGCAAAGUCGUUUGAAAAGCGCAAGUGAGGAUUUUAAACGUCACGUAAAACUGCUCAGUGAAAUGAAGAAAGACCUGGAUUACAUAUUUCGCAAAGUCCGCGUUAUUAAACAAAAGCUGCAGCAACAAUACCCUGCAAUUUACGCAGAAGUGCAGCCUCAACGUAGCAGUUUGGCCGAAGAAGCGGAAGAUGAAACGGAAAUUGCAAAAUCAUCACAGAUUCCAAUUGUGGAACCAGCUAAAGCCAAACCUCCGUCCGCCGAGACAACGUCCAAAAAAAGCGAAGCCACAAUCGAAUAUGUGCAAAUGCAGGAGGCUAUCGAAAAUGGCAUAGUCGAGGUAGAGAAUGAGCUCAUUAAACGGGUAUGCUCCGUGGAGACUGCGAAUCCCAAUGACUCAUCUGAUUGUACGUCAGAGGACACUGGCUAAAACCACUGGCAUUACUUAAAUUAGAAGCCUAUGUAAAUAUUUAUAUUUAAUUAUUAGUAAAUUACAUACUUAUAGUUUAGAAAAUAA